This is a messenger RNA of Cordyceps militaris CM01, 1566 nucleotides long. RefSeq names its product P450 family sporulation-specific N-formyltyrosine oxidase Dit2. The coding region runs from base 1 to 1566 and encodes 521 amino acids. The record is from RefSeq and is a predicted model, not a curated record. Gene Ontology annotation, molecular function: iron ion binding; oxidoreductase activity, acting on paired donors, with incorporation or reduction of molecular oxygen; monooxygenase activity. The transcript is spliced from 2 exons. NCBI's taxonomy places the organism in Eukaryota, Fungi, Ascomycota, Sordariomycetes, Hypocreales, Cordycipitaceae.
AUGAGCGCAAUUCACUCUCUCAGUCUGCCUCCCGCCCUGGAGGGCAUCUCCAGGACGAUGUGGACCGUUCUCGGCCUCGUGGCCGCCGUGGUCUGCGCCGUGGCCUACGGCACGGCGAUGCCGCGCAACUUCCCGCGCAACAUCCCGCGCGUGCCUCUCUGGCUUCACUUCUGGACCGUGCUCCGCGGCGCGUCCAAGUCGGACGUGUACAACAAGCUCGUCCGCGGGCUGAUUGAGGAGCACGGCGCCGUCGCCUUCUGGAACGAGGGCGCGUGGACGAUCCUGGUGACCAAGCCCGAGUACCUCGUGCAAAUCUUCAAGAACAGCGACAAGAAGCUCAACAAGAUGGGCCUCGCCGAGCGCAUCCCCUGGGGCAGCGGCGCCAAGCUCUUUGGCAUCAACAUCAUCGACUCGGACGGCGAGCUCUACGCCACGUUCCGCAAGCUCCUCAAGGAAGGCUUCUGCCUCCCGGCGCCGCUCGACUCGUUCCGCGAAAAGGCGCGGCUGCUGGCCGACCAGCUGCUGCGCGCGCAGGACAGCGAGCCGUCGGGCGUGCUGGUCGGGCCCUUUGUCUGGCGCUGGGCGCUGUCCGUCUGGGGCGAGUACUUUCUGGACGCGCAGUUUGACGACGCGCAGAUGGACUACCGGACCUUUAACAUCCAGCAGGUGCUCGGGGUGCAGAACCGCAAGUUCAUGGGCCGGCUCAAGGGGCUCUUCCCGUUCCUGGACAACCUGCCGUUCACGCUGCCGGUGACGCGGCACACGGACGCGCUGCUGUACGAGGUGCAGCGGCGGCUGCUGCGGCUCGCCGAGGAGCGCUGCCAGUCGCCGCCGCCGCCGGGCGGGGAGAACAAGAUCGGCUUCAGCCUGCACCGCGCGCGCGCCGAGGGCCUCAUGUCCGAGUUCCACUACCAGUGCAACCACAAGCAGCUCUUCAUCGCGGGCCACGAAAACGUCGAGACGACGCUCAACUCGGCCCUCGAGGAGCUCGGCGCGCACCCGCACAUCCAGCAGCUGCUCCGCGACGAGGUCACGCGCGACAUCCCGUGGGACUAUGCCUGCAAGGACCUCGACCAGCUGCCGCUGCUCAACGCCGUCAUCUACGAGGCCCUGCGCCUGUACCCGCCGCUCGGCCACAUGUCGAACCGCAUCGCGACGGUGCCGUACGUGCUCGGCGACGACAUUGCCGUGCCCCAGGGCAUGAUGCUCGGCUGGCACUCGUACGGCAUCCAGACCGACCCGCGCGUCUGGGGCGAGACGGCCCGCUCGUUUGAUCCCUUUCGUUGGGGAGCCGACUCGGCCGCCGUCAAGCAGACGCUGCGCCAGAGACAGGCACGCGGCCAGUACCUCCCGUUUGGCAUCUACGGCAGGAAGUGCCUGGGGUUCAACAUUGCCAUGCAGAUGCUGCAGUGCACGCUGUGCGAGCUCGUGCGCAACAUCGACUGGAAGCAUCCCGAGGGCUACACUUUUUCCUAUGGCAAGGCUGCGUUGGUUAUGCCCGACAACAUCACGAUGAAGAUUGCUGAGAGACGGAGUGAGCCGGACAAGGUUGCGCCGACUGAAUGA